AGCUACCUAGCUAAUGUUAUCGCCUCAGCUGGUAGCUGGCUACUACAUCAUUGAAGCAAGUAUCCUAUUCUCGAAUGGAUGCCAAUGACGGAUGCCUCAUGAUAUAGACAAUGUAGCCACCCUAAGCAAUGUAGUUAUUGACUUUUGGCGCAGUAACCUUAUUUUACACUUUAUUUUACUCUUUCCGACGACGUAAUAAUUCAGAGGCCAUUGUGUUGAACGAUUAGAAUUAUCAACCUGCGACAUUAUCGGUCGCUCGCUUAUUCGGGCUAGCCAGGUCCAAGAAGCUUGCUAACCUAGCAAGCUAAGCACAAUUUGCAGAACCUAGCAGUAUCGCAUUUUAGCAUUCAUCAGUGACUUUCGCAAACAGAAAAUGACUGGAGAGAAGAUUCGUACCCUGCGCAAGGACCACAAGCCAAGCAAAAAUGAAAACAUUCUGAAAUCGUACGAGGAAAAUACUAAUGUCACAGAGAUGGUUACAUCGUCCACCACCGUCGACACAGAGAAGACGAAUAUUGCUAAUAAGAUAUUUCACAACCACAAUAAACCACUAAAAUCUCUGCAGCUAUCAGAAAAUCAUCAAUCGCAGAUAAAUGUCAAUUCUAAUACUGGCACACCAGUCAGUAUCAUCGUCGACGAUAACAGGAACCCCAUUAUUUUGACUUCGGGAGAUUUAGAAUUCCCGGUACACGAAUGUGUGUUCAAGGGGGAUGUGCGACGUUUGUCAUCUCUUAUCCGCACUCAGAACAUAACACAGAAAGAUGUUCACGGGAAUACUCCUCUGCACCUUGCUGUUAUGCUGGGACACAAAGAGUGUGCCCACUUGCUGCUGGCUCACAAUGCCCCCGUGAAGGUGAAGAACGCCCAGGGCUGGAGCCCUCUGGCUGAGGCCAUUAGCUAUGGAGACAGACAGAUGAUCACAGCUCUGUUGCGGAAGCUGAAGCAGCAGUCCAGGGAGAGUGUGGAGGACAAGAGGCCCAAGCUGCUCAAAGCACUGCGGGAGCUUGGAGACUUUUACUUGGAGCUUCACUGGGACUUUCAGAGCUGGGUGCCUCUUCUGUCACGGAUUUUGCCAUCUGACGCCUGCAAGAUUUACAAGCAAGGGAUCAAUAUCAGGCUGGACACCACCCUGAUUGACUUCAGUGACAUGAAGUGCCAGCGUGGGGACCUCAGCUUCAUCUUUAACGGGGACGCUCCUCCUGCCGAGGCCUUCGUCGUCCUUGACAACGAGCAGAAGGUGUACCAGCGCAUUCACCAUGAGGAGUCUGAGAUGGAGACGGAGGAGGAGGUGGACAUCUUGAUGAGCAGUGACAUCUACUCAGCCACCCUCUCCACCAAGUCCAUCAGCUUCUCCCGCAGUCAGAGUGGCUGGCUCUUUAGGGAGGACAAGACGGAGAGGGUGGGGAACUUCCUGGCGGACUUCUAUGCGGUGAACGGCCUCAUGCUGGAGUCGCGUAAGCGUCGCGAGCACCUGAGCGAGGAGGACAUCCUCAGGAACAAGGCCAUCAUGGAGAGCCUCAGCAAGGGCGGCAGCCUCGCCGAGCAGAACUUCGAGCCUGUCCGAAGGCAGUCUCUCGGCGCGCCCGAGGCGAACACCAUCUCCUGGGAGGAGUACAUCAGUGCUGAGCAGGGAAAGCCCCCCCAUCUUGGCCGUGACUUGGUGUGCAAGGAAAGCAAGAAGAAUUUCAAGGCCACCGUAGCCAUGAGCCAGGAUUUCCCUCUGGGCAUUGAGUCAUUACUGAAUGUUUUGGAGGUCGUCGCUCCCUUUAAGCACUUCAACAAGCUACGAGAGUUUGUUCAGAUGAAGCUUCCUCCAGGGUUUCCUGUCAAGCUGGACAUCCCAGUUUUUCCUACCAUCACGGCUACUGUGACGUUCCAAGAGUUCCGCUACCGUGAGUUUGAGGAGUCCCUCUUCACCAUCCCAGCCAGCUACAAAGAGGACCCAAGCCGCUUUCCUGACCUCUAAAGCAAGGUCAUGCGAUAAAGGGAGAUGCCACAUAUUUUUUCCCCCCCUCCUCCAGUCCCCACUUUUCACUCCUAAAACCAACCAAUACACAUAAAGACCUCUCCGUAACGGCUGGUGAUUUUAAGAAGGUGAAACCGAUUGUGUAUCCCCUGUGGGAUAUGGUCUGACAUUCAUGUUAAGAUGGCUUUUUAAGUAUUUAAGUUAUAAAGAAGCCAUUCUUAUUUACAGUUGAUUUACCUCUCAAGUCUUUACCACAUAACACGUCUUUACCGUUAGCAGUGUUGACCACAUCAGCGUGGGUCGUGUUCCUUGGAUGAAAUCACACACCAUAUCCUUCCUCUUUGGGGAGUGCACUGAAUUUGUAACCCUGUUAACUGUGGAGGAAGAACGAGACCCUUUUUAGAAAUUCUUAAAACAUUCUGUGUGAUGUACCUUCCAUUUUAAAUUGAAUUUGCCUUUUGAUUUCAAGUGAUGUAACACUGUACCUACUGAAUCUCAUGCCUGUGCUGUGAGGGACGUCUAAUUGAAAAGCGUAGAGGGCAUUUUUGACAGGCACACGUUUAGAACCCUUUCACCCGUUCCCCGUCUGACUGUGCACUCCAGUGCUUUCCUUUGGUUUGCCAGUGUAACCGUCUGUCUAUCUGUCCUCAUAGUGCGUUCUGCGAGUUGCGUUUGUGUGAGAUAACAGGUUAUACUCCGUGUGAAUGUAGUCUGUACUGAUGCCCCCCCUGCACCUGGUGUGCUUGAUGCAUGGUGUGCGCAAAACACUGUAAGUAGCCCCCCUCUCCCACCACCACCACCACCACCACCAACGCGCCUCCUGUAAAGCUACAGAGCUGCGGCGACAAGCGACUUAAAACACGCUGCGGCUUCAGAGCGAGUCUCCCAGGCAAAAGCCCUGCGACGUGCAGCUCUGAAAUGCAAACGCUCCAGCGCGAAAAAAGGCAACCAUUUCACGCCAGCGUUGCCACCGCCCGACCACUCCAGCCUCUCAUUCCCACUUAGUCGCAGCAGCGUACCAAAUGAAGCCCUAUGUAGCAGUCAAGCACUUUGCCGCAGUCAUUUAACCUCCCAUCAGACUAAGGAGCACAGUACUCCUUAAAUAACGCACCAGCACUACAGCUCAUGGUCGACUAGAAAACUGUUUUAUUUCUCCUCCAGUUUUUAUCAUUUGUUUUGUAUUUUACAUUCUGUAAGUAUACUGUGGUUUUACUGUGUUGCCCGUUUGUGGGUCCUUGAGUCCAUACAUUUCUAUAACACUAUAACAUUCAGUGGAGAGCCUUACUAGAGCUUGGAAAGUCACCUCCGCAAAGUGUAACACCAAUAAAAACGCCAUCAAUGGUGACUAACUACACAGUCAGGUUUUGUGCUAAGGAUUUAAUGUACAAUUGUGGUAUAGCUCUAUUGUAAAGCUGUUAAAUCCAUGGUUUUAUCUUUAGUUUGUUUCAUUUACAGACAGUAGAUCAUCCCAAUUUUGUACUGUAAAGCAGAGAGCUUGAAGCAUGUUAUUUUUUCCUCUGAAGUCAGAGGAAUCUUGAUGUAUACUCUAUGGAAACAUCACAUUAGAAACUUCAAACUGUACAGUUAACACAUAUGCUAUAA
Sardina pilchardus (European sardine) is the source of this 3568-nucleotide messenger RNA. RefSeq names its product ankyrin repeat domain-containing protein 13C-like. Lineage: Eukaryota; Metazoa; Chordata; Actinopteri; Clupeiformes; Clupeidae. The record is from RefSeq and is a predicted model, not a curated record. Gene Ontology annotation, molecular function: signaling receptor binding. Gene Ontology annotation, biological process: protein retention in ER lumen. The coding region runs from base 374 to 1966 and encodes 530 amino acids. Gene Ontology annotation, cellular component: cytoplasm. The transcript has 13 exons.